UAACGAAAUCGUACACGGUGGAAAUCAUUUGGUCGUGAGACUUCGAGUUGUGCGGUCGAAGGAAACCGGUGUUAUUAGAAUUUUUUAAUUUCUGACUAAAUUAUACAAAAUCUCACAAUGCCUCCAACAAUUUCAGAUUCUCCUAAAUCUUCGGAGACAGUGAGGGACAAAAUACAGAGUACUCUGCAGGAGCGGAUCAUGAUAUUUGAUGGUGGGAUGGGAACAAUGAUACAAAAGCAUCGCCUGGAGGAGGAAGAUUUUAGAGGACAAGAGUUCAAAGAUCACCCGAAAAGUUUAAAGGGGAACAAUGAUAUUCUUGUUUUAACUCAACCAAAUUUAAUCCAUGAAAUUCACAAGGACUAUUUUGAGGCAGGAGCUGACUUUGUAGAAACGAACACAUUUAGUGGGACCAAAAUUGCACAGGCAGAUUAUGGAACAGAACAUCUGACAUACAGAUUGAAUUAUGAAGCUGCUAAAAUUGCUAAGAGGGCUGCUGAAGAGGUUACAAAUAAGACUGGUAUUCAGAAAUAUGUAGCAGGAGCAAUAGGUCCAACCAAUAGAACUCUGUCCAUAUCUCCCUCAGUUGAGAAACCAGAGUUCAGGAAUGUCACUUUUGAUGAACUUGUGGAAGCUUACACAGAACAAGCCAAGGGAUUAUUAGAGGGAGGUGCAGAUGUCCUUCUGGUGGAGACAAUAUUUGACACUGCCAAUUCCAAAGCAGCCCUCUUUGCUAUUGAGGAGCUGUUUAGGAAGGAGAAGUUUACCUGCCCCGUGUUUGUGUCUGGUACGAUUGUCGACAAGAGUGGGAGGACUCUCUCUGGACAGACCACUGAGGCUUUUCUCAUCAGUGUGUCCCAUGGUAAUCCAAUGUGUAUUGGACUCAAUUGUGCAUUGGGUGCAAAUGAAAUGAGACCUUUCAUAGAAGCUGUCAGCAAAAACACUACAGCAUACACUAUAUGCUAUCCAAAUGCAGGGUUACCAAAUACUUUUGGAGAUUAUGACGAAACUCCAGAGAGCAUGUGUGACCAACUUUCAAAUUUUGCGCGAGAUGGUCUACUGAACAUUGUGGGUGGAUGUUGUGGUACUACUCCUGAGCAUAUAAAAGCAAUUGCAGAAGGUGUGUCUCAAUUCAAACCAAGAGUCCCACCAGAUGAGCUCAGAAAGGACUUCAUGGUGCUCUCAGGACUUGAACCUACAUAUCUUGGACCCUAUACCAACUUUGUUAAUAUUGGGGAGAGAUGCAAUGUAGCUGGAUCUCGGAAGUUUGCCAGACUCAUCAAGGAUGGAGAUUAUGAGGAGGCUUUAAGUAUUGCUAAAACCCAAGUAGAGAAUGGAGCGCAAAUCCUAGACAUCAAUAUGGAUGAAGGAAUGUUGGAUGGUGUGGCUUGUAUGACCAAGUUUGUCAAUCUCAUCGCUUCAGAACCAGAAAUCUCUAAGGUACCCCUAUGUAUAGAUUCCUCCAACUUUGCAGUGAUUGAGGCUGGAUUAAAAUGUACUCAGGGAAAGUGUAUUGUCAACAGUAUCAGCAUGAAAGAGGGAGAGGAGGACUUUGUAGAAAAAGCCAGAAAGAUCAAACAAUAUGGGGCUGCUGUGGUUGUCAUGGCAUUUGAUGAAGAAGGACAGGCAACAGGCAGACAAAGAAAGUUUGAAAUAUGUCAGAGAUCCUACAGGAUUCUUGUUGACAAGGUCAAGUUCAAUCCGAAUGAUAUCAUAUUUGACCCCAACAUCCUUACUAUUGCAACAGGGAUAGAGGAGCACAACUCAUAUGGAGUUGAUUUCAUCAUGGCAACAAAAGACAUUAAGGAGAAUUUGCCUGGAGCCAGAGUAAGUGGGGGUGUAUCCAAUUUCUCGUUUUCUUUCCGAGGCAUGGAGGCAGUUCGAGAGGCCAUGCACAGCGUCUUCUUAUAUCACGCCAUAAAGAAUGGUAUGGAUAUGGGGAUUGUGAAUGCAGGAUGUCUGCCUGUUUAUGAUGAUAUUGAACCAAAGCUUUUGGAAAUGUGUGAAAACUUACUUUGGAACAAAGACCCUGAUGGAACAGAAAAACUGCUUGCUUAUGCCCAGAGUAUGGGAAAAGAUGCCAAGAAAGCAGUGGUCAGUGAUGAGUGGAGGAACAAGAAUGUGGAGGAGAGGCUGGAGUUCUCCCUCAUCAAGGGAAUAGACAAAUUCGUCGUAGAGGACACGGAAGAGGCACGUCAGAACCAAGAGCUGUACCCCCGGCCCCUGAAUGUCAUCGAGGGUCCCCUGAUGAAGGGCAUGAGUGUUGUGGGGGAUCUCUUUGGGGCAGGGAAAAUGUUUCUGCCCCAGGUGAUCAAGUCGGCGCGAGUGAUGAAGAAAGCAGUGGGUCAUCUCAUACCUUUCAUGGAAAAAGAGAAAGAAGAGAGGAUGAAACGAACGGGGAAUGUUGAAUCGGGAUACUCUGGAGUGAUUGUUCUGGCCACUGUGAAGGGAGAUGUCCAUGACAUUGGCAAAAACAUCGUAGGAGUAGUGUUGGCAUGCAACAAUUUCAAAGUGAUAGAUUUAGGAGUGAUGACACCCUGUGAAAAAAUCCUUCAAACAGCAAUGGAAGAAAAUGCAGACAUUAUUGGUUUGUCUGGACUCAUCACACCUUCCCUAGAUGAGAUGAUAUAUGUUGCCAAAGAGAUGGAAAGAAUUGGCUUCAAAGUUCCUCUGCUGAUAGGUGGCGCCACAACCUCAAAAACUCAUACUGCAGUGAAGAUUGCCCCACAGUACAAAUCACCAACAGUUCAUGUGCUGGAUGCCUCCAAAAGUGUCGUAGUGUGUUCCCAACUCUUGGAUGAGGAAAACAGAGAAGAUUAUAUGGAAGAAGUUACAGAAGAUUAUGCUGAAAUCAGAACAGAUCAUUACAACUCCCUGAAAGACAGAAAAUAUUUAUCAAUAGAGAAAGCAAGAGAAAAGAAACUUAAUAUUGACUGGUCAGCCUACCCACCAGCGCCUGAGCCAUCUGUAAUAGGAGUGAAAACAUUCGAGAAUUACGACCUAUCUCGACUUGUCCCAUACAUUGACUGGAAGCCUUUCUUCGAUGUGUGGCAGCUCAGAGGAAAAUACCCAAACCGAGGCUAUCCAAAAAUUUUCAAGGAUAAAACUGUUGGUCCAGAGGCUAAGAGAGUGUACAAUGAUGCCCAGAACUUGUUGAAAACGAUCAUCACCACCAACAAGUUACAGGCCCACGGAGUGGUGGCGUUCUUCCCCGCCAACAGUGUGGGGGACGAUAUCGAGGUGUACAAUGAGAAUGGAGAGGUUAUAGAAGUGCUUCAUGGACUCAGACAGCAGGCUGAAAAGGAAGCUCUGGAUAAAUCUCCAUAUCUAUGCCUGUCUGACUUUGUCGCACCCAAAAGUUCCGGCAAGAAAGAUUACAUAGGAAUGUUUGCUGUCACGGCAGGACAUGGUGUGGACAAAAUGUGCAAAGUAUAUGAAGAGAAGUAUGAUGACUAUGGAAUCAUUAUGGUCAAAGCUUUGGCUGACAGACUUGCAGAGGCUUUUGCAGAAGAGUUGCAUGAGAGAGUGCGAAAGGAGAUCUGGGGAUAUUCAAGAGAGGAAUUGUUGGAGGCCAAUGAUUUACACAAAAUUAAAUAUCAGGGAAUUCGACCAGCCCCAGGAUACCCUAGUCAGCCAGAUCAUACUGAAAAGGAAAUAAUGUGGCGCCUUCUAAAGGCAGACAAAGUGGGGAUAACUCUGACUGAAUCUUUAGCAAUGUUUCCGGCUGCCUCAGUUUCUGGACUGUACUUUGCACAUCCAAAGUCUGAGUAUUUUGCUACCGGAAAAUUACAAAAAGAUCAAAUUGUUGAUUACUCUGCAAGGAAGUCUGUAGAUGUGUCUGUCACUGAAAAGUGGCUGAGUUCUGCACUAGCGUACGAUUCCUGAUGAAAGUCUUGCCUAAGAGUAUUAAAAUUGCUGGAAAUUCGACUGAUUCAGUUGACAGUCAAAAUACCAACUUAUUACAGUACAUUUCAUGUAAAAAUCCUACUGUGUAGGAGAAGAAGAUUUUGACUGUGCUUUAUGAUUAUGAUACAUUAAGGGUAUUAUUUCGCACUGGAGAUUUAACUGAUAUAGGGCUCUAUCGACAAACAAAAUACAAACUUAAUACAAUACCUAGCAAGUGGAAAUCCUACUGUGUAGUAGGAGAAUAUGUUGUCUUUAAUUUAUAACAUAUCUGAUAUCUGUGUACAUGUAUAUUGCAUGUAUCAACAUUGUCCAUGAAAACAAAUAAUUUUAUUAAUCAUGAUAUUAAAUAUGAUAAAAUUAAAUAUAAAUAUUUAAGUAAA
This is a messenger RNA of Magallana angulata, 4283 nucleotides long. RefSeq names its product methionine synthase-like. Gene Ontology annotation, biological process: pteridine-containing compound metabolic process. NCBI's taxonomy places the organism in Eukaryota, Metazoa, Mollusca, Bivalvia, Ostreida, Ostreidae. The record is from RefSeq and is a predicted model, not a curated record. Gene Ontology annotation, molecular function: methionine synthase activity; zinc ion binding; cobalamin binding. The transcript is spliced from 31 exons. Bases 118 to 3882 code for a protein of 1254 amino acids.